Biomphalaria glabrata is the source of this 4805-nucleotide messenger RNA. Its product is annotated as homeobox protein caupolican-like. Bases 598 to 2364 code for a protein of 588 amino acids. The record is from RefSeq and is a predicted model, not a curated record. The transcript is spliced from 8 exons. Gene Ontology annotation, biological process: neuron differentiation; cell development; regulation of transcription by RNA polymerase II. Gene Ontology annotation, molecular function: RNA polymerase II cis-regulatory region sequence-specific DNA binding; DNA-binding transcription factor activity, RNA polymerase II-specific. Gene Ontology annotation, cellular component: nucleus. Lineage: Eukaryota; Metazoa; Mollusca; Gastropoda; Planorbidae.
GGCACAUGAUUAGACUCAGCAGAAGAGGAGGACAAAAAACAACAACAACCCAAAAAAAAAAGAAUUUUCGGGAGAGUUCUUUUUUUUUUCUCUCUCUCUCUGACUUGUGAGUGUAUUACGUAAGAGAGAGACAGACGAACGCCAGGAACACAGCCCUUCGGCUUAAGCCAAACUAUUUACACUGCACACUAAAUGGCAAAUGAUUCAAUAUUAAAACAUCUCAAACGUGCUGGGAGCCUGCUCACAGCUGGGGGCUACGUCAAGUCUUUCUGAUCUGAAUGACAUCCCGGACUGUGAGCUCACUAGCAAGCCCUACAUGUGUUGGAUAGUCUAAAGGACUUAUUUUCACUUUCUCUGGGACAAGUGUUUUAUGUGAUAAGUGUAUCUCUGGCCUUCACACGUUCAAGAAUUGUUUUUAAAGUUUGAAAGUUCACAGUCGCUGCUAAAUCUGGACACAAAGUGUUCAUCGGAUAUCCAAUGUGUUGUUACCGGGCCGCAUCUGUUGGACCAAUGAAACUAUCCAAAUUUCAAUAAAUUACAGAAGUUAAGAACACAAGAUCAAAACAUUUUAUUCUUCACAAAUUCUCUUGGAUUAAGAUGUCUCUCGCCCAGUUUCCGGCUUUCCCACCGGCUCCGAACCUGAACAGGACAUCACCCCCCGCAGGUGCCCCGUCUCAGAUUUCAUCAGCAUCCCCGACAGGUGGACACAGGGCGUGCUGCGAGAACGGACGGCCUAUCCUCACUGACCCCCACACCGGACAGACCGUCUGCUCGUGCCAGUACCCGCCUGGACUGGUCAGCUACCCACGUGCGGCUCUACCCCCGGGGCUGGAAUCUGUCUAUAGCGCCUCUGCAUACGCCGCUGCUGUGUCGCAAGGUUAUGUGGCGCUGGGCGCCGAAGGGUCAGCUUUUUAUUCGCCACUGGGCAGUUCACCGUACGAUCUGAAAGAAAGCGCCGAAGCCUGGAGGCAACUGGCAGCUGCCCAGCCCGGUUUCCCAUACGACCCAAUGUCUAUGUACCCGUAUGGACCAGGGAAGAACGCCACCCGCGAAAACACAAACACACUGAAGGCUUGGCUGUACGAACAUCGGAAAAACCCGUACCCUACCAAAGGGGAGAAAAUCAUGCUGGCCAUCAUCACCAAAAUGACAUUGACCCAGGUUUCCACCUGGUUCGCCAACGCCAGGCGCCGCCUGAAGAAAGAGAACAAGAUGACCUGGUCCCCCAGGAACAGGAGCGAGGACGGCAGCGAUGACGUGGACAACAAUGACGACGAUGACGACUGCGGGGACAGCAGGCGACGUGACGUCAUCUCUCCAGCCCACGAGCUGGACAUUACUUCCUCCAAGCCCUCCUCGCCUCUCCUCUCUCCAGAUUCUGACCAUCCAAUGGAAAACAAUAACAGACCUUAUAAGGAACGAAUUAUACGGGUUGACGACGAUGACAUCAGUGAGGACGAAGAUGAUGACGAUGACGCCUCCAGGGAUAGUUUUCACCACAGAAGGCUCAUGGCAGAAGCCAUGGCUGAGCGAGAGAGACACUUGGCUUCACGCGACAGAUCCCCUCUUCGGGUCACGUCAUCCGUAGACUCACGAGAAGAGCUUUCCGAGGCCAGGUGCAAAACCAUUGACAAAAAUUCCGAACGCAGGUCUCAUGGAGACUCGCGAAGUUUAGACUGUGGAGAACCUUUUUCUAAAACGCCCAAUUCUGGGCAAUCGUCAGGUGAGGCAAGUUCGUUGAGCCCCAACAGAAAUUCUGCCAGUGCGACACCGCCGGUGACUAGACCGAAAAUUUGGUCUAUAUCUGAUUUCAUCAACACCACAUCGUCAUCUUCAUCUACGACUUCAGCCACUUCACUGUCCUCAUCGCCGAUAUCUUCAUCCAGCAUUAUCUCUUCAACGCUUCAGACAUCACUGUCAUCAACGGGCAAGUCAGCGUUCCUCAACUCCUCUAUUCCGUCGACUUCCCCCCAGAGACCGCAUCCAAGCCAAGGAUUCCUGUUUCUGCCACCAGCAGCAGCUGCGCACUGGCCGGCUGCGGCCGCAAGAUUUGCCGGACUGGGUGGACACUUCCCCUUGGCAUUGACUCACACCCCACUGUCCUACCCGUACAAUCUGACCACCUCCUCGGCAGCUCGGGCAGGGCUCGAGGCUCACGUACAUGCAGCCCAGAUGGCCGCAAGAGCCGCUGCGGAGGGAGUGGCCAGCAGAGACGGAACUAGCUCUGGAGAGAAACUGUCCUUACAUCCACACUUUCCUCGACUUCCAGCUAGCUCCAUAUUUUCACCGGCACGUGAUAUUGAUGGCGUUCGACAACAAGUUAUGGCUCCAUCCAGACUGGUUGUAGAUUCAAGCCUCCGGUGAGCUCCUGGCACUAAGUCACGUGUGCACACCAAGACAUCUUUUAUGUUCAUAGAUCGACCCUCAAACGGAGCACAUUGGUUUCAUCCAUUAGGCUUUCAUUACCAGAUGGUCAACGAUGCCCUGUCGUGAAAAUGUAAAGCAGAUAUCAGCACAGUUUAGUGAAAGCCUCUGAGUCUUAUACAGUUUAUUGCGGGUCUCAUACCAGAAGGCACAAUUAAUUGAGGGUCUUAUUUUUACUUAGCAACAAGAACAGAAUAUUUGUAUAUUAUAUUAAGGACAACAACAACAACACACACACACACACACACACACACACACAAAGACAAGGUUUUCAACUAAAGUCUACUUAUACAAGGAGGUAGAUCCAGAGAAGAAUUCUCUGAAGGAUCAUUGACAAUGGAAAUCUCCUCAAGUUUAAACUGUAUAGCAUGAAAUUCACCGUAUAUCGGUUGCCUCACGGUGCCAGCUCAAAUCCUUUUAGCCUUGAUGCAUCCUUCAAAAAUGUCCACCGAGUGCUUAAAGGUUGUUUUUUGUUUUAUCGGCUGGUGUCAGUGGAAAGUAAACACUCCAGGCUAACAGAUUGAACCAGAAUGGGAGUGUCCAGAUGUUUAUAUUCUGUCAACGAUUGCUCUGUGUAUUGUCCUACUUCAAAACGAGGCGCCAUCCUUCAGUACUUACUAGAGAACUUCGUGUUUGUCAAUAUUGAAGUACGGGACUCGCAAUUAAAACAAAGCACAACUUGUCCAGGCAUUGCAUGACCUACUUAGCAUUGACCACAACAUCAAGAAAUACCGUUAAGUCAAUUUGACUCGGAUUACCUCCCUUCUCAACAUGGUUAAAAACUGUCUUCAAGGGGGAAAAGCAGAAAAACAAAAAUCUCUUCAUUUUUUUUUUUCCUGCGCUAGAUCUCUCCGGUCAAUCUUGUUGUCCAUCUUGACUUGUAAAUACGACCAACGUCUAGAUGCAAGUCCUCAAGCAUUGGCACGUGACAUCAGCCUUGGAUUGGCCGACGUCUGCGUGACACGGACUCCAAUAUGGCGGCUUAAGUCGCUUCCCAACUCCCGCUCACAUGUCCUUCCCCUUUCCAGUACGCCAUACUCUCUGCACCAAAACUAAACGAACUUUUGCGUGUGUGCAUAUCGCCAAGGGAAGUAAUAAACUUAUCUGAACUGGACGUAGUUCCAAACCCUUGACCUUUGAAUCGCAAUUGUGAAGCUGUAAAUAUAUUCAUAAAAAUCCAACAUUUUAGAUCUUGCUCUUAUGAAUAUGAUGUACUAUUUGAUAAUUGUGGGUUGUAUUGAAUCUGUUGUAUACAUGUUAUUAUGGGUCGUGGGCAAAUCCAAUGUUUUAAUCAUGUGUUUUUUUUUUCACUUCUAUCAUGUCCACUUUAUGACAUGCAGCUCCCAUUUAUACUCACCAAUACGAUCUCUUGAGUUAAUGUUUGAAAUUUUCUUUUAUCGCUAGUCAGUACCGUCCAGGAGAAAUUCCUUUUUUUUUAAAAUAUUUAUUUUCUUUCGUUUCUAUUCGUUUAAUAUUAAAUGAAAUAAUUGUAUACAUUUUGAUGUAAAAUUUAAUAUUGAAUGUUUAGAAAACAAAAUAUUGUUCAUUAAAAUGUAAAAAAAAACAACAAUAUUUGAAUCAGAUUUAUUUACUGUCUAUGUAAAUGUAAUAUAGUGUAGACUUAUGAAUAUAAGACUUUAGAAUGAUAAAACAUUAUAAUUAUAGAGAUGUUAAAUAAUGAAAUGAUCACAGUCGACUUACAGAUAUUUUUUAAUUACAAUAUUUAAAGUUUUAAAACCUAUUUUGUUUUUAAAAAUAAAAGAGUAAGUAUUACCCAGAUAUAUCUACGAAAGCAUAACACUGCACUAUAAACAUUAUUAUCACUGUGCCCUAGAUCGUUGUAAAGACAAUGAAACAAGAUACUCACUAAAGUCACGAACUCUCGGUGUGAAGCUACCCGAAGUAGCCUAUCCUGAAAUAACCACUUCGUGUUUUUCAACCAACUGUUUUCCCUGCGAGCCUCUCUAAAUAAACAGAUUUUAGAAUAAUAAUCUAGGAAUAAUGGUUGAGUAUUGAAGUAGCAUUACAUUUCGGAGAACAAAUUUCGUUUAUCUGUUUUUGUUGAAUAGCAAUUAAUAAAUAAAUGUUCACUAGAUCAUGCAAUCCUUAUUCAUCUACCAGUACUUAUAUACAACAUCUAUGUCAGUAAUGAUUUGAUUUUGACAGACGUACUGUUUCAUGUCCUCAUGCUUGUCUCCUUGCUAUGUUUCAAUCUGUUUUCAAUGUUGAUCCUACUUCCUGACACCUUCUCUUACUUGCAUGUCUAGUUUGUAUCGCAUUCAUUUCUUGUAUUUAAAAAAAACAAUACGUGGGAAAAUUUUGACGCUUGAAAAUGUUUUUAAUUCAACAAAAUAUAUUCACAAAUUAAAUAUAUGAGUUCU